AUGGCUAUUGCUCGUCAGCAUGCCAGCAGGAUCCCAGUCGCGGACUUGACAGCCUUCAUACAAGCCAUAUUCCCGAUCAGAUCUGGUGAUGUGCCCUUCUUGUAUCAUACUCCUUACUCUCGUUCUUUCAAUGCUGCCACCUUUUUCAUCACAGCCAUAGUCCUCUCCAUCACUCCUACGGCAGGUUUCUAUGCCAGUCUACAUUCCGGGACCAAAGUCGGCUUCCUGCAUCGACCUUUCGACUUGGACAGGCGGGAGGUGCCGCGGCUUGCCACUGUCCUCUCCAACCACAAAGGCUUCGAUGAAGUGUUGACUGUAGGCUACAACGUGGCUCUCGCAGAACGAAUUGGACUAGAUGUACCAAACGCCCAGGUGAUUCAAGGCUACAAGGGUAACCCGGAGCGACGAAUCGGCAUUGUGGGCGCCCUGAAGCAGACCGCAAAGGCCAGCGAAAUGCAAUCUCGGAUCUUACAACAAUUCAAUGGCGCUUUCGAAGGAUGCUUCGGCUUUGAGGGCGAGGGCGGUACAGUGGAGAGUCAGCUUAGCAACGACGAUGAUGUGCAGGCUGUUGCCAUCAUGAACGCUUUCCACCCGGAGGAAGUAGAUCGGGUGCUGGAGGUUUCGCAGCAAAACGGACUGCUACCCGGCAAUGAUGCCAAGGGUCUGUUGUAUUUGACAGGAGCUGUUCGCCAACCUGGGCUUCUCUAUGCCUUGGAGCGAGGUAUCAAGGUCAUAUGCGUAGGGCAUCGGAUAUGUGAGGAAUGGGGCACACACCACAUUGCAGAAUGCCUGCGUGAACGGUUUCCUAAUCUUCGUGUGGACGAGGUGUAUGAGGAUGAGGAACCCCGAGAACAUACGCGGCAUGGCAAGGAAGCUAAGGAGCAGCAGUUGUCUAAAAGAGCGUCAGAUAGAGGUGGAGUUCCUGUAGCGACCUCAUGA
Fulvia fulva is the source of this 939-nucleotide messenger RNA. RefSeq lists its product as uncharacterized. Bases 1 to 939 code for a protein of 312 amino acids. The record is from RefSeq and is a predicted model, not a curated record. NCBI's taxonomy places the organism in Eukaryota, Fungi, Ascomycota, Dothideomycetes, Mycosphaerellales, Mycosphaerellaceae. The transcript has a single exon.